Mustela lutreola (European mink) is the source of this 6453-nucleotide messenger RNA. RefSeq names its product four and a half LIM domains 2 (gene FHL2). The record is from RefSeq and is a predicted model, not a curated record. Gene Ontology annotation, molecular function: transcription factor binding; transcription coregulator activity. Gene Ontology annotation, cellular component: Z disc; nucleus. Lineage: Eukaryota; Metazoa; Chordata; Mammalia; Carnivora; Mustelidae. The transcript has 8 exons. Gene Ontology annotation, biological process: negative regulation of calcineurin-NFAT signaling cascade; negative regulation of transcription by RNA polymerase II. The coding region runs from base 352 to 1191 and encodes 279 amino acids.
GCUGACAAGAGGCAGCAGCUGGCCAGCAGCUGCAUACACAGAGUGCUUGGCCCUGCACUGCCGCUGUCCUCUUUGGUCCGGCUGGAGGGCAGAAGACAGGACAGGCUUUGGCUGGCGUCGCGUUCCCCGGACCCCCGGCGGAGAAUGCGGGCGUGGAGACCCCUGUCACUCCGCCCAGGCGUGGGGGAGGCCCUGGCCCCCAACUCGGCCCUGUGAGCCCACGCCGGGCACGGAGCUCCGCAAAUGAAAUAUUGCCACUAGAGAACAUAUUCCUGAAGAAAACUGAGUUCAUGUUUUCAGCACCGCAGAGGCACGUUUCCACACCAGGCUGUUGAAGGGCUGGGCGUCAGGAUGACUGAGCGAUUUGACUGCCACCAUUGCGAAGAAUCUCUCUUCGGCAAGAAGUAUAUCCUCAGGGAGGACAGCCCCUACUGCGUGGCGUGCUUUGAGGCCCUCUACGCCAGCACUUGCGAGGAGUGUGGGAAGCCCAUCGGCUGUGACUGCAAGGACUUGUCCUACAAGGACCGACACUGGCAUGAGGCCUGUUUCCAAUGCUUUCGGUGCAAGAGCUCACUGGUGGACAAGCCCUUUGCUGCCAAGGAGGACCAGCUGCUGUGCACGGACUGCUACUCCCACGAGUACUCCUCCAAGUGUCAGGAAUGCAAGAAGACCAUCAUGCCAGGUACCCGCAAGAUGGAGUACAAAGACAGCAGCUGGCAUGAGACCUGUUUCGUCUGCCGCCGCUGCCAGCAGCCCAUCGGCACCAAGAGCUUCAUACCAAAGGACAACCAGAACUUCUGCGUGCCGUGCUAUGAGAAACAGUACGCCUUGCAGUGCGUUCAGUGCCAAAAGCCCAUCACCACCGGGGGCGUCACAUACCGGGAGCAGCCGUGGCAUCGGGAGUGCUUCGUGUGCACCGCGUGCAAGAAGCCGCUGUCGGGCCAGCGCUUCACGUCCCGCGAGGAGUUCCCCUACUGCCUGAGCUGCUUCUGCGACCUGUACGCCAAGAAGUGUGCCGGCUGCACCCACCCCAUCAGCGGACUUGGUGGCACAAAGUACAUCUCCUUUGAGGAACGGCAGUGGCAUAACGACUGUUUUAACUGUAAGAAGUGCUCCCUCUCACUGGUGGGGCGAGGCUUCCUCACAGAAAGAGAUGACAUCCUGUGCCCUGACUGCGGGAAAGACAUCUGAAGCCCACACGGCUGCUUGUGACACGCACGGAUUUAGACAUUCUCAUUCUCCACCAGGCAGUGUUGUGUCUGGUCUCCACCGGCCAUGCUGAAACUUUCCUCUUGUGCUUCUCAGUGAUAUUCACGUUUGUUUAAACCCUUUAAUCCUUUGUACUAGCUCAGUCCCAGGGAAGGAGGAAAACCUUCUGUAAACCUGUGGUGGGAAGAUGAUGUUGAAUUUUCAUAAUCAAGCAGGGCAAUUCCAAGUGUAAAAAUCCUUUUGAAUGACAUCUUUAUACAUGUACCUUUCUUUCACUACAUAUUUAAUGUGUAAGUGCAAUUAACACAUCACGAACUUGAGUUUCCCGAACUACAUGAGAUAUUGAAGAGUGGGCAUUUACAAUGUGUAGCUUCCUGUCAUGUAAGACCUAGAGCAAGAUCGUAUAGCUUACAAUAAAGUUAAGAAAAAGUUAAUAAAGAACAAAAUCCUUGGCCACACACAGUGUGUGAAAUAAUGAUUAAACAUCGAAGUUCUGAACAUUGCGGUAUAAGGCACGUUAUCAUAUGUUCCACUGAUCACCGUAUGAAGUACAAGUUCAGACAGGCUGGGGCAGCAUUCACAGAGAUCCAUCACACCUUUCAUUUCAAAGAAAACCUUUAGUCAGCACCACAACCUCUUCCAGGCUCCCUUCUCUUUGCUCCUUUCUCCCAAACUCUGUAUUGCUCAGAAUUUAAUGUUCUGCAUUGGAUGCGGUAACAGAAACUCCAGAAUAUGAGCCAGCAGAAUAUGAGCUAAUGACAGUGAAGGCAGUUGGGGGGUCACUUUUCUUAAAAGGGCUCAGUGCUUUCCCAUUGCCAUGGGUCCCUAUCCUACCCCAACCUGCCUUUUCAUCCAUAAAGGGAAGGAUCACGAAAGGAUACAAGCACCUCGAGGUCAGAGAUGACCUCUUGCUCAUCUGUGUAUUACCACUACUCCAGCAAUUUAGGGCAUUGCUUUGGAAGCCUAUGUUGUUUCUGAAAGAAAAGAGAGAGAAAAAGAAAGAGAGAGAAAAAGAGAGAGACUCCCAGCUCUCAGAUCUUAAUGAUUUGAGCUCCUAGCUUGGCAUUCGUCUGUAAAACCAUCUGUGAAGGCAUGAUAUACAGUUGGAAAGCACUGAGCCAAUUUGUGAGCUAGAGCAUUGCCUGUGCUCCUUUCUAGAAUGCUAACAAUAGUGACUUUUGUCCUUAGUUUUCUAAGGUGAUGUAGUACCAUAAAACAACUUGAUUUCCACCAACGUCCCAGCCGUGCUGAGCAUGUGUGAAGUCAGUUUCUUAAUCUGAGUGCUGGACUACAUAAGAUGUGUAUCGUGAUGUCUGAGACAGGCCUUCUGAGAACUCUAUGGCUCAGUAGUUCUCUUGCCUUCUACGUCAUAUUAUAAAAGUAAAAGCAUUCUUGGAUUUGUGCUUUUUAAAGUGAAAAUAACAAAAUUCAAGACAAAAAGGUGAAAGCUUUGGAAAUGUCAUUGUGGAACACCUUACCUUUUCCUCAUAAGAACCACAGAUACACUGAACACACCUGACCUUAAAUUAAUGGAAGGGGGAGCUCCAUUUCUAGUAAGUAGCUCCUACUGGACUCCAGUAAUCUUCUGGACAAAAUAUUUUAAGACAUUUGAAAACACCAGAGCAUGAUCCAAGGCAGGAAUACUUGAGAGAGGAGUGGACACCUGAAGAAGGGAAAGGCAAUGGGUAGGUUUCCCAUUUUUAUGGCUUUUGGCCAAAGGCAGGCCCCAAAGGGGGAGCUAAAACUCUGUUAGAAAGUCUUCAGUCUUACUGGCUUGAAGAACCAGAGGCCAGAGCCUGGGACAAAUAACAUCUGGAAAGUUAAGGAGGGAAAUGGUAUGAAAAAGAAAACCAAGUUCUUUGUUUGAAAACCCUAUCCAUCUCUGGCUGACAAAUGAACCAUGCAUUAAGAGGCUAGACCCCAAGCAGCCCAGCCAAGGCUCAAAGAACAAAGUUGGGGUCUGCAAGAUGGUGGUGUGCAGAACUCAGUGACUGUCUUCCUAGUGUGACAACCAUUUAACUGGGAAAACUGUGUGUGUGUAGGGGGGGUGGGUAUAUACACAUACCAAAUAAAUAUGUUCAAAUCUUGGAAAAUCACCCUAAAGGACCAAAUGGAGAAACAUUUGGGAAAAUCUACAUGUUAAGAAGAGUGAGAGUCUAUGGCACUUGAGCCAAUGGACUGAUCCCAUUCCCCACCCCCCUCCCAGUUUCCUGAGACAGAAGAUCUACUCUGGGCAAGUGAAGCCAAGAAGGGAAGGGCUCCUCCUACUGGUCUAGGGCUGUGGCCCAAGCAUGACAGUCUGCAAACCCUGGGGCUCCAAUCACUCCUGUCGCACACUGCCUAUAGGGUGGGGGCUCCAAGUAAGAGGGGCUAUCUGAGAAGACCUGAGGCUACCAUUCUCCUAGGAGUAGGAUUGCGUGAAGACAUUUAUCAGGAUGAUGUUGGCACGUUCUGCUAAUACCAGUCUUCCCUAUCCAGGAUUUAACUCAUGGAGGACUGUUGCCCCAGGACAAGCAGGACACUGUCCAAGCUCAAGGUGUGGGUUGGAAGGGCAGCUCUGUGAACUAGUAGCUCGCAUCCCUGCAGGAAGGGACUGUUUGGUACCAAGAAUGGAAGAAUCUGUGCUAUGGGGAUUAUGAAAGACCAUGGGGAUUCUGGUGGCAAGCAGUAGAGAGGGGACUGCUAGCUAUGUGACAGGAGCAGUAAAAGGCAAAAUGGCAGACCAGACAGAAGUUUAAUUGAGAACCAGGGAAAGAGAGCUAGGAAGAGCUGUCCUGGGAUCCCAUUUAUCGCUGGGGAUCCAGGAGACUGUGGGCAUGGACUGGGUCACACCCACUCAGGAGCAAACAGAGUGGGACACAGAGCAGACCUGAAAGCACUCUCUAAGCCACACGCAGAUUGUCAGCAAAGAGCAGAAGUCUCAUUAGCUCAAAGAGCUUAGGCAGAACCUCUAACCAAUCUCCAGCACUGGCCAAACAUAUAAACAUGUUCAAAGAGUUAAAGGAACAUGUAUGACAGCAAUGCUCACCAGAGAACACCAAUAAAGGGAUAAAUGCUAUAAAAAGAGCAAAUGGAAAUUCUGGAGUUGAAAAGUACAAUCACCAAACAGAAAUUCAAUAGAGGGGAUCAUACAUUUGAGUUGAGGGAAGAAAAAAGAAAAAAACAGUAAACUUGAAUAAAGACCAACUGCGAUUAUAAUUUGAAAAACGGGGAAAAUGAAAAAUUAACCUCAAAGCAAUGUGAGAUACCCUUACGUGAACUAACAUAUGUAUAAUGAAUGGAAACAUCAGGAGAAGAGAGAAAAUGGACAGAAAAAAAAAAUUUUAAGAAUGGCUGAAAACAUCCCCAAAUUUGAUGAAAAAAUUUUAAUCUAAAAACAUCCAAGAGGGACCUGGGUGGCUCAGUCUGUUAAGCAUCUGCCUUCUGCUCAGGUCAUGAUCCCAGAGUCCUGGGAUAGAGCCCUGCUCAAUGGGGAACCUGCUUCUUCUUCUCCCUUUGCCCAGUCCCCGCUCAUGCCUGCUCAAACUCUCUCUCUAAUAAGUAAAAUCUUAAAACAUGCACAUAUGCAUGCACACACACACAGAUUCAAGAACCUGGACAGAUCUGGAGGAGAGAGUUUGAAGUUUGAGUCCAUCCACACACAAAAUCUGAGUCUGUCUCCAGCCCGACCCUACUCACUUAGCCCUCUAUCAGUUGGAAAUCAUGACACUGCAUGGUUAUUUCUGAGUGGCUCUAUAAUAAUCCUUUUUAUUAAGCAAAACUUUUUAUUAAAUUGUUAAAUAAAAUGUACAUAGAGGUGCAUCACACAGGUGUUAACAGGUAAAACCAAACUACAGAGAUAGAAGUCAGAAUAGUGGUUACCUUUCUGACUGGAAAGGGACAUGAAAGAAGCUUCUGGAAUGCUGGAAAUGUUCUGUAUUAUGGUUGGCAAACUAUGGUCCAGCUAAAUCCUGCCCACUUCCUGUUUUCCUAAACAGUAUUUUAUUGGGACUCAGCCAUGUCUAUUCACUUAGACAUCAUGUGGCCCAUAAGACAUUCUUCCUAUCUGGCCCUUUACAGAAAGUUUGCCAACCCUUGCUCUAUACCUUGAUUUGGACAGUGGUUACAUAGGUAUAAGUUCGCUCUGUUUAAAACUUUACAGUAUUUUAUGAUACCCUCAAUAAAAAAUGUAUGUUCUAUAGUUUGCUGUACUGGACAGAUAUUUUAAAGUUUACCUUUUUCUUGAAACAAAGCAAACUUGCUUGAUCUUUACUUGGUUAUUCCAAUAGAUGAAAGCUCUGGGAGUCAGUCUAUACCACCUGAGGUUUCUACUGACUGUCAUGCUUGGGACUGUGUUUCCUUGUAUGCUUGCAUAAUUUUGACUAGUGCUAGUCACUAAUUAAAAAAAAAAAAAAUUACCUGUGGGCAUGUCCUGGGGGUCAGGAUGAGCCUGUCUUCCUGCAGAGAUGACUUCUACUGCCUCUGCCACUCGCCUGAAGCCCCGCCAAACUGGGAUGACUUCCGAGUCACUUGUGGUGUUUCCUUGGCCAUCCUGGGGUGUCAGGUGUGGCUAGGAUUAUGAGAGAGCCGGCUUGUGUGUUUCUAGCUUCCACAGCAAUUCUUCCUUCCUAUCUUCCUGUUCUUUCUUGUCCUUCCCUCUUGUUUUCCCUCCCUCCCUCAGCAGGGCAGGCUUACUUCUCUUUAUCUUUAGCGUACGGGAUUGCUCUUUGGGGUCGUGCCUAUUAGGUUUCCUAUCUCUGGGGGCAUGGGGCUUUGACUUCUCUGUACUUUACAUCAUGGUCACCAAAACCCUGGCUUGCUUUCACCAGGGCAUGAAAGUGGCUUACGUCUCUGGAUUCCUGGGUUCUCUUAGAUUCUUGACUGUUGGUUCUUCAGUGCUUUUUUCCCCCUUAUUUUCUCCCAGCAGAAUUGUCCCUUAACAUUUUAAAAAGAGAGCUUUUUUUCCUCUACUGUUUGGCAUAAGAAAACCUAACUAUAAAUGUUAAUUCUUCUCUUUGUGACACAGUCUACAAAAUUGAGACUUACACGAUUUUACCUCUUAUUUUAGUAUCUUGGAGCUUUGAUUUAAUGCAUAACUACCUUGUAGAACAAAUUAUGUAUUUAUUAGAAUUAUAUACCUAAACUUCGCAGUAAUUUAAGAUCUUUGUUUUGUUAUGUGAUCGGCAUGUAUGCGAUUUGGUGGUUGUUCUUGUUGUUUUUAAUUGUGUUAUGUGAGUCACCAUAAAAUACAUCAUUAGUUUUUGA